AAGAGCCUCCGAAAGAAGAGCCUCCGAAAGAAGAGCCUCCGAAAGAAGAGCCUCCGAAAGAGCCUCCGAAAGAUGAUAAAAAUGAACCAACACCAACAAAAGAUCCAAAAGAUGAACCAAAAUCAACAGACGAACCAAAAAAAAAUGAGCAAAAAGAUAAUCCAAAACCAACAGACGAACCAAAAAAUCCAAAAUCAGACGAACCAAAAAAAAAUGAGCCAAAAGAUAAUCCAAAAUCAACAACUGAACCAAAAAAUCCAGAAUCAACAAAUGAUCCAAAAAAAAAUGAUCCAAAAUCACCAGAACAAAAUGAUCCAGAAUCAACACCUGAACCAAGUAAUCCAGAAUCAACACCUGAACAAGAUAAUGAACCAUCAAACACUGCAGACCCAUCAAACACUGCAGAUUCAUCAAACACUGCAGCAGCAUUUAAUUCUAACUCCGAUCCGUCGGCCGCAGCUUCUACCUCCUCUGGUGCUCCUACGAUG
Molecule: messenger RNA, 488 nt
Organism: Racocetra fulgida
Lineage: Eukaryota; Fungi; Glomeromycota; Glomeromycetes; Diversisporales; Gigasporaceae
Source: the annotation of a GenBank genome assembly